Penicillium longicatenatum is the source of this 1071-nucleotide messenger RNA. RefSeq lists its product as uncharacterized. The record is from RefSeq and is a predicted model, not a curated record. The transcript has 3 exons. Bases 1 to 1071 code for a protein of 356 amino acids. NCBI's taxonomy places the organism in Eukaryota, Fungi, Ascomycota, Eurotiomycetes, Eurotiales, Aspergillaceae.
AUGCUGUCGAUCACCCCCAUCGUUGUCGCUGCAAUCCUCGGCUUCGUGCAGUUAGCGCAAGCCCAGACCAAUAUCACAGCCAGCGCCUGCGCAGCCUCAUCCGUCUACUCGACUUGUAACCGCGAUGUCGCAGACAAGUGGAGCUCCUGCCUAAACGGAUGUAAUGGCAAUGCCGAUUGCAGCGUAGAUUGUGGCUGUGUCGCGCAUCAAGAGUAUAUUAACUGCAUGGCACACUCAUGCUGGAAUCAGGUCUACUCAUGCGAAUACCAACUUUUCGUCCAGCAGUACUUCGCCAUCUGCCCCAGUGCCAUCGAGCCAAUCCCCUUCUGGCCAGCUCCAGAUGAUGCUCCGCACCGCUGCUCCUGCGAUCUGGGCAAGGUACUCAAAAGCACAUUGACCGCACGCAAGGAACAAGUCUCCUGUAUUCUGAACGUCACCGACCAAACCGUGAAUACCGCCACAAGCGCCAUAACAAACCUAGGCGAUCUAGCCAACAUCGGCAACAUCGCUAAUACAGCAACCGAGUGUGCCUGCUGCGGAAGCAGCGCAAGUCUUUCAGCUGCCUGGGAAGUAUGCCCAAACACAGUUCCCCGCCUUGCAGGCGCAGACCUCUGGGGUAUAUUCUUCCCAUCCGACUACCCAAACCUGUACAACUCGGUCCCAAAUUUCGUCUGGGAUAGCUGCGACAGCACGCUCAGCUCAACGGACUGCCAGAAUAUCGGGUUCACGGAUCCAUCGGAUAAAUUCUAUAGGCCGGGUGAUUUCCCCUCGAAUGGUACCUCGACGCUUAAUAAUGUUGGGGGUACGGUUUCGGCGCCACCUAGUGGGACGGUCAUCAUCUGGUCGCAGUCGACUACGACGUGGACUGUUACUGCUACUGGGUAUGAUGCUAAGGCUGUUGCUAGCCAGAGUGAAUAUCGGGCCACGGCUACGGGGACUGGGGCGUUUGCCACGCGGACGUCGACUUCGAGUUCGACCUCGACUGCUACUUCUGAUAGUACUAGUGCGGGAAAUGUGGUUAGGCCUGGAAUUCUUUUGGUUGUUGGAGUUUUGGGGGUUUUAAUGCUGUGA